CUGGACAGCAACGAGUCAACAGCUGGAGGAGCUCUGAGCUGCAGGUACGACAUCUAUCUAUCUGAUCUGAAUCACUGUUGAGAUUGAAGAUGGAAAAUUUUGAUAAUUAUGAUUCCAACUACUAUGACUAUAACUACACUGAGGGAAUCACCGAAGCUCCACAUGACUCGGCCGUCUUCGCACACAAGGCGACGUGUUUGGCUGAAGCGCUGUGCGUGGGCUUACUCGUCAUCAGCAUCUUCAUUUUCCUGCUCGGCUUCUUGGGAAACGCCCUGGUGAUCUGGAUCUCAGGCUUCAAGAUGAGGAAGACCGUGAACACCACCUGGUACCUGAGCCUCGCCAUCUCCGACUUCGUCUUCUGCGCCUUCCUCCCGUUCAGCAUCGUCAACAUGGUCAUGGAGGAGUGGAUAUUCGGACGCUUCAUGUGUAAAUUCGUGUCCUCGGUGAUGUUUCUAAACAUGUUCAGUAGCAUCUUCCUCCUGGUGGUGAUCAGCAUUGACCGCUGCAUGUCUGUGGUGUUUCCGGUUUGGUCACAGAACCACCGCACCGUGAAUAAGGCAUCCGUGGUUGUGUGUCUCUCCUGGGCUCUCGCCAUUGUCCUGUGUGUCCCCUCUGCGAUCUAUCGUGAAGUUGGCUCUCACAUGGGCCGAACCAUUUGUUAUAACAACUACACAUCGUCCCAGUACGGCCACAAAACUGUCGCAGUGAGCCGCUUCUUUGCAGGAUUUGUCGUCCCCUUCGCCAUCAUCAUCAUCUGUUACUCCAUCAUCAUCCUCAAACUACGCACCAACAGACUGACCAAAUCAUCCAAGCCUUUCAAAGUCAUGACGGCGCUCGUCUUGGCGUUCUUCGUCUGCUGGCUGCCGUACCAUGUCUUCGUCCUGCUUGAGCUAGACCACCAAAAGUACGACCACAACGUGUUAGUGACGGGACUCAAAGUGGGAACUUCUCUGGCUGCAGCCAACAGUUUCCUCAACCCAGUGCUGUACGUGUUCAUGGGAAACGACUUCAAGCAGAAGUUCAAGAGCUCCAUGCUUUCAAAGAUGGAGAACGCCAUGGGAGACGAAGGCCGCACCAUCAGCAGGUACCUGUCCAGGUCCAGCUCCAUGGACGCCAGAGCCUCCACCCACAUCUAGACUUUACUGCACGACUGUUUUACAAGCACAGAUACUUCAAAUGUUUAAUGACUGUAGCACAAGAUAUGAAAUAUGUUAACACAUGCUGUAAAUAACUGUUCUUUUAUUGUUGACAGCACAGGGAAAUCUGCUGCCAGUUACAAUGUACAUAACAUAAAUCAUAAUGUAGUCAAAGACUGUGUGAGCAUGAGUAGACAUGUUCCUCUCAUGUCCUGCUGCAGACUUACGGUGUCUAUCUCUCCCUGCAGAAUGAAGGAAGGCGGCUAAAAGUCCUAAAAUUACUUCCUACAGGUACGGCCAGGUGGAAAACUGAACUCCAUAUGGUGUGGGUACUAAACAGUGAACUAAGGUUUAAUUUUCAUGGAUGAAUUUCACAUUUUGAGAGAGAAGAGCUGCUUAAAAAGUGCUGAUGUUAUUCCCGCUUGUGCUUCCAGUGGAUGGGAGCCACAUGCAAAGCAUUUUGGGAACCUAAUGCAGCGCGAGGCUGGAAGGUGCUGCCAUUUCCCACCCAGGUUGUAGUUCUUUUUCAGACUCAAUCAGAUUGUCCUCAAGGAUUUUCUUAUAUUUUACUGCAUUUAUUUUACCCUUCACCUAUACAAGCCUUCCAAGGCUGGCUGCUAAGAAGCAUCUCCACAGGAUGAUGCUGCUACCACCAUACUUCACGG
Messenger RNA from Cheilinus undulatus (humphead wrasse), 1801 nucleotides. RefSeq names its product chemokine-like receptor 1 (gene cmklr1). Gene Ontology annotation, molecular function: G protein-coupled receptor activity; complement receptor activity. The record is from RefSeq and is a predicted model, not a curated record. The transcript has 2 exons. The coding region runs from base 90 to 1136 and encodes 348 amino acids. Gene Ontology annotation, cellular component: plasma membrane. Gene Ontology annotation, biological process: chemotaxis; inflammatory response; positive regulation of cytosolic calcium ion concentration. NCBI's taxonomy places the organism in Eukaryota, Metazoa, Chordata, Actinopteri, Labriformes, Labridae.